CUAGUGCAUCUUGUAAGAGGAAGGAUUUAUUGAUUGAUAGUCAUCAUACAAUUGUUUUGAAUAAGUUGGACAGUGGAGAUAUUUCAUCAGGUAGAGGACAAAAUCAAGAAACAUCAUUGCCUAGGCCUGGAGAUACAAGAUGGGGAUCUCACUACAGGACAUUGCUUCGUAUUGAAACAAUGUGGGACUCAAUAAUAGAAGUUCUGCAAGUGGUGCAUGAUGAGGAACGUAAUCCAUCAAGGGCAGGGGGGUUGGUGCCUAUUAUGGAGUCUUUCAGCUUUGUGUUUAUCAUGAAGAUGAUGUUACAGAUCCUUCGCAUAACAAAUGAGCUAUCUCAUCUGUUGCAGAAGAAGGAUCAAAAUAUUGUUGAGGCCAUGUCUUUGGUUAUUGACGUGAAAACACGUUUGAACAAUUUGAGAAGCGAAGGUUAUGAGCCACUACUUGAAGAAGUCAAAAUAUUUUGCCAAGAGAAUGAUAUCCCAAUACCAAAUAUGGAAGAUAGUGUACCAAGAUUUGGUAGAUCAAGGAAAGGAGGGAGAAACAACAUCACUCAAGAUCAUUACUUUCGUGUUGAUACCUUCUUUGCUACCAUAGAUGCUAUCACAACAGAGUUUGAUCAUCGAUUCAAUGAGGUAUCAUCGGAAUUACUUACUUGCUUUGCUUGCCUUGAUCCUAGAGAUUCGUUCUCUAACUUUGAUGUGAAUAAACUUGCUCGCCUCACGGAUAUAUAUUUGGAUGAUUUUUGUUUUGAUGACCGGAAAAGAAUAAGAGACCAGUUAGAAACCUUCAUUAUUCAUGUUAGAAGAGUUGAGGCAUUCAGAGCUUGUUAUGACCUUGCAAGCCUAGCAAUGAAAAUGGUUGAACUUAAGAGGCAUGAAAUAUUUCCCUUGGUUUAUCGCCUAAUUGAGCUGGCAUUGCUGCUACCAGUAGCAACUGCAUCAGUUGAAAGAGCAUUUUCAGCCAUGAAGAUUAUUAAAACUGAGUUGCGGAACAAGAUGUCCGAUGGUUGGCUUAAUGACUUGAUGGUGGUGUAUAUUGAGCGGGAGAUAUUUAAAGGAAUUGAUCUUGAAUCUAUCAAGAAGGCUUUUCAGAAGAAAAAAGAUAGAAAUAUGCAAUUGCCAAAGUCUCCUAGACGCAACUAAUAAUAAAUAUACCGCUUCUUUGGUCCAAUUGUUGAUUUGAUGCGUACUUUACGUAUUUUUCUUCAUUUGAGGUACUUCUGAACCA
Messenger RNA from Panicum hallii, 1227 nucleotides. Its product is annotated as 52 kDa repressor of the inhibitor of the protein kinase-like. Gene Ontology annotation, molecular function: protein dimerization activity. NCBI's taxonomy places the organism in Eukaryota, Viridiplantae, Streptophyta, Magnoliopsida, Poales, Poaceae. The record is from RefSeq and is a predicted model, not a curated record. The coding region runs from base 180 to 1142 and encodes 320 amino acids. The transcript has 2 exons.